AUGGACUUUAAAAAACUUGCUGAUGAAGUCUCCCAAGAGGUUUUAGCAUUCAGCCGAGAUACAUCGGGCUGGAAAGUGACUAAAACUUCAAAAAAGAUAACAGUUUCCUGGAAGCCUUCUAGAAAUUACGAUGGACAUUUAUACCGGGCAGAAGGAAUAAUACCAGAGACUCCAGCUAAACUCAUUCAGUUUAUGUACCUUCCUGAACACAGAAGCAAGUGGGAUAGAUCAUUACAUACAUACAGAAUGUUACACAGGAUUGAUUCGGACACGUUUAUAUUGCACACCAUUACAAAUAGUUUUGCCAUGGGCUCAAUUGCCCCCAGAGACUUUGUUGACUUAGUACACAUCAAGUACUAUGAAGGGGAUAAAGUGAUUGUCAGUUCUGUUAGUGUGGAAUAUCCACAAUGUCCUCCAACUUCAAGUUAUAUCCGUGGUUAUAACAAUCCUUGUGGCUACGUAUGUUCACCACUGCCAGAGAACCCUGGCUACUCCAAACUGGUGAUGUAUGUACAACCAGAACUGAGAGGAAAUUUAUCCCGAGCUGUGGUUGAGGCAACAAUGCCUACCAACUUACUGAAUUUGAUUCAUGAUGCAAAAGAUGGAAUAAAGGCACAAAAGGCCCACUCAGCACAUUCAUCCCCAAAAGGCCAUUCAUCAUCACUACUUCAUAAGAAAUGAGGUGGUUCCAUGGCUCCUGAAUCAUGUACUUUCUUCAGUCCUCUUCUAGCAGUCAAUGUGGAAUGUAUACAUGCCAUUAUGCUAUGCUAGUCAGUAUUCUCAUACACAUCAGCAGAGGUUCUUAAGGAAACUAAGAACUCAGUUACAUAAGGAACAUUAAAUAUAGCUUUUAUCUCAUUAACAAUGAUGUUAACUAUCAAGUGUUACUAAGAGCACCAUUUGUACCUUGCUUUCUUCUGAGAAAUGCCACUGAAUAAAAUUAGAAUCGAGCAAACAGGUGCAACAGUGAGCACUCAACAUAAACUAAAGCUAAGAGAAUACUUUUUUCAUUUACUUCAUUGACUGUUCAAACUUGAUAAACUUGUGUAAUAUGAGCAUAAAUAAACAAUUCCACUUAAAUAUACACCAAAUAAAAUGUAGAAUUUAAAACUGGAUU
Molecule: messenger RNA, 1117 nt
Organism: Vombatus ursinus (common wombat)
Lineage: Eukaryota; Metazoa; Chordata; Mammalia; Diprotodontia; Vombatidae
Gene: STARD6
Product: StAR related lipid transfer domain containing 6
Exons: 6
Coding region: 1-681 (226 amino acids)
Molecular function (GO): lipid binding
Source: RefSeq, a predicted model, not a curated record